AUGACAACCCCACUCUAUGAUUGCCUGAUAGUCGGCGGUGGUCCCGCGGGAUUAGCCGCCGCGCUGGGUCUCUGCCGUGCGGUCCGUACUGCUAUAGUUUUCGACUCCAGGAGCUAUCGCAAUUCUCUGACUGAACACAUGCAUAAUGUGUCCACCUGGGACCAUGCCAAACAGCAAGACUACCGAACGGCAGCCCGGCGUGAGCUGACCGAAGGCCGCUAUAAUACGGUGACACUGGCCGAUGUCGCGCUACAAAAGGUGCACAAGUUGGACUCAGGCGAAUUCGAGGCGACCGACGUGGGGGGGAAGACUUGGAGGGGCAAAAAGCUCGUCCUGGCCACUGGGGUUAAGGAUGAAAUUCCCGCUGUGCUGGGUUAUGCGGACUGCUGGCCCAAAUCCAUCUACCACUGCCUGUUCUGUCAUGGAUUCGAGGAAAAAGGGAGUCCUUCGGUGGGCGUCCUCGCGCUCGGACCAACCGCCAACCCCAAACCCGCCGAGCAUCUCGCUCGGCUCGCUCACAAUCUGGCUAAAAGUAUAAUAAUCUACACUAACAGCAAUGAAGUGCUAGCUGAGCAGCUGCAGCCAGCCAUUAAGAAAGACCAGUGGCUGCACCUUGACACACAGCGCAUUAAGCAACUGCAUAAGACAGACAGGGUUCCAGUCAAGGUGGAAUUACAAGACAGAACAGAAAAAACAGAGGGAUUUCUCGUUCACGUAAUGAAGACCACCCCUAUCCUGGACUUUGAGAAUAACCUGGAACUUAAGCUCUUACCUUAG
Aspergillus fischeri NRRL 181 is the source of this 777-nucleotide messenger RNA. Its product is annotated as putative thioredoxin reductase. Lineage: Eukaryota; Fungi; Ascomycota; Eurotiomycetes; Eurotiales; Aspergillaceae. Gene Ontology annotation, molecular function: oxidoreductase activity. The record is from RefSeq and is a predicted model, not a curated record. The transcript has 2 exons. The coding region runs from base 1 to 777 and encodes 258 amino acids.